This is a messenger RNA of Cynara cardunculus var. scolymus (artichoke), 1226 nucleotides long. RefSeq names its product phytanoyl-CoA dioxygenase. The transcript has 10 exons. The record is from RefSeq and is a predicted model, not a curated record. Lineage: Eukaryota; Viridiplantae; Streptophyta; Magnoliopsida; Asterales; Asteraceae. Gene Ontology annotation, molecular function: phytanoyl-CoA dioxygenase activity. The coding region runs from base 109 to 993 and encodes 294 amino acids.
AAAAACAAAACUCUGACUUGAUUGAUAUUUUAAACUUGAAAUAAUCAGGGAAAAAUAGUCUUCGAAUCUCUGUAACUUAAUCACUACUAAUCAAUUGCCGAUUCAGCCAUGGGAAUCGUCGGAACUAUGACCUCUGAUCAGCUUCAAUUCUUCAAUUCUCAAGGGUAUCUGGUUAUUGAAUCUUUCUCAAGUUCUGAAGAGGUUGAGGCGUUAAGAAAGAGGAUGGACCAAUUGCUUGAUGGCUUCGAUUGCUCUUCCUCUGCCUCAAUUUUCUCCACGAAGAACCAGCAAAGGACAAGUGAUGACUACUUCUAUGAGAGUGCGGACAAGAUAUCGUUUUUCUUUGAAGAAAAAGCAUUUGAUGAUGAUGGAAAAUUAAAGCAACCGAAGCAGCUCUCGAUAAACAAAGUUGGCCAUGAGUAUAAUUUGAUGCUCCUUUUUGUAGCUCUGCAUGAUCACGAUCCUAUUUUCAAAAACGUCUCUUGCUCGGAUAAAAUGUCAGGGUUAUUAUUGUCAUUGGGAUACAAGAGGCCUGUCAUCAUUCAGUCAAUGUACAUAUUCAAGCAACCAGGGAUAGGGGGCGAAGUGGUUCCUCACCAGGACAACUCAUUUCUAUAUACUGAUCCUCCAAGCUGCACAGGGCUAUGGCUGGCCCUAGAAGAUGCCACCAUCGUUAAUGGUUGCUUAUGGGCUAUUCCUGGAUCCCACAAAGAUGGGCUGGUGAGACGAUUUAUUAGAGAUGAUAAAGGGGUUCAUUUUGACAACCCCUCUCCAUCUUAUGACCAAAAAGAUUUUGUUUCCAUUGAAGUAAAAGCUGGAUCUUUGGUACUUAUCCAUGGUGAUCUUAUUCAUCAAAGCUUCGAAAAUCAAUCUUCAAAAUCAAGACAUGCUUACAGCUUGCAUGUAAUCGAUACCCAAGGUUGCAAAUGGGCUGCAAACAACUGGAUUAGAAGGAACGUGGAUCCUGAGCCCCUCUAUGGAGAUCUUAAUUAGUUCAGAUGUAGAUCCCAGAGGAUGGAAGCUCAAGGUCCAUGCUUUAUGUACUGAACUCACUUUUCAGAAAAGCCUGUUUCAUCAUCAACCAAACUUCAAUUCAAUCUCUUUGAUUAUAUGUUAUCUCAAUCUAGAGCUUUGUUUGUUUGGUUUAAAUGUAGUUUGAUAUGAUUCUGAAUAUGUUAUUCAGCAUGAAAUGAAAUGAAUAAAAUAUGAUAAUACAUUCGGGUUUU